This is a messenger RNA of Rubroshorea leprosula, 946 nucleotides long. The record is from the annotation of a GenBank genome assembly. Lineage: Eukaryota; Viridiplantae; Streptophyta; Magnoliopsida; Malvales; Dipterocarpaceae.
GGUGAGCAAUAAUUUCAUCCCCAUGAGUCGAAUUGAUGAUGCAGUGAAAAGAAUUUUGCGAGUGAAGUUCAUGUUGGGUGUAUUUGAGAAUCCAUUGGCAGAUGUCAGCCUAGUGGACCAGCUUGGUAGUCAGGAACAUAGAGAAUUUGCUAGGGAAGCUGUGAGGAAAUCACUUGUGCUGCUUAAGAAUGAAAAAUCUACCAAUAAGCCUUUACUUCCUCUUUCUAAGAAGGCACCUAAAAUACUAGUAGCUGGUAGUCAAGCUGACAAUCUGGUUAUCAGUGUGGUGGGUGGACACUUCAAAGGCAGGGACUUAGCGGCAACAACCUCACAAAUGAACACAGUUGAUCCCAAAACAGAAGUUGAAUAUGAGGAGAAUCCUGAUGCCUUCUUUGUGAAGAACAGCAAUUUCUUAUCUUAUGCCAUCGUGGUUGUAGGUGAGACCCAUUAUGCAGAGACACUAGGUGAUAGUUUCAAUUUGACCAUUCCUGACCGUGGCCCUAGCACAAUCGCAAACGACUGUGGAAAUGUGAAAUGUGUUAUCAUAGUCUCUGGUCGUCCAAUUGUGAUUGAACCAUAUGUUGGCUCAAUGGAUGCUCUUGUUGCUGCUGGGCUACCGGGCACAGAAGGUCAGGGUGUUGCAGAUGUGUUGUUUGGUGACUAUGGAUUCACUGGCAAGCUUCCACGAACUUGGUUCAAGACUGUUGCUUAACUGUCAAUGAAUGUUGGGGACAUGCAUUAUGGUCCCCUCUACCCAUUUGGAUUUGGCCCUACUACAAAACCUUACAAUUAAAAGGGGGGACCAGGAUUCUGAUUUGGGUGAAUUCCAGUGUUUUUUUUUGUUCUGAUUGUGUUGUAUUUGCUAGAAUCAUAAUAAUUUCUACCCAGUUUUAUGGGUUGAUUAAAAAAAGUCUUGUAAGCCCUUUAAUAAAAAUUGUCAUUAUGA